GUGUCCUUGACCAGCUGAUACCGCUUCACAGAGUUUCUCCUGGCCGGAUUUUUCUGCCAGGUUGAAUUUUGCUUUUAUAUACAUUUAUUUUGUUUGGUUUUAUGUUUUGGAGAUAGAGAGAACCAUGUCUUUCCUGUUGAAAAGCAUGGUGGGCAGUCAGUUGAAGAGUUUUGGUCUGGGAGGUUCGAGUGAAGAGAAGAAAGAGGAAAGCGAAGGUUCGGAUCCAGCUGCUGCCCAAGGAAUGAGUCGGGAGGAAUAUGAGGAGUAUCAAAGACAGCUGGUUGAAGAGCAGUGAGUAUUACUAAUUAAUUUACUUAUUUUACCUGGUUAUUUUAUGUGAAUGUUAAAAAUGUGUUUUGAGGGACAAAAUUAAACAUUUAUUUGGAAAUGUAAAUUUUGUUUUUUAUUUAAGUGCCAGAGGAUUGAGGGAAGUAUUGAUCACCCAUCUGGCACACACAGGUGUAACCUCUUUCAGGACCAAUGUCAUGUCAGAGUUCUCAUGAAAACAAGGGAUUUACUUAACUUCUAAGACAAACAAAAUUGCUUUAAAAAUGGCUUACAAAAAACAAACAACCAAAAUGUUUGUAAUCUGGGUCUACAAAAUUUCAAGGUGCCACGUACCUGUUUUUCUAUAUGAAGCACUAUCCCUUGGCCUGGGUCGUAGAUCCUGGCGUCCACUGUCUGAGCUAUUGCCAGUAUAUCACAGAGAAGUAAUAUUGUGGGGAAAAGUCUCUUCAGAACCUAUACCAUAUCAGAAAACCCAAAAUAAAAAAAUAAAAAGGGUCGAGAGAAAGGAGCAGAUUAAAACCAGUAAUGAAGAGAGAAUAAAACAUAUGAUUUGAGGUUAUGGGUGACACGAUGGGGUUCAAUAAAACUAUGGUUGAGAGUGGGAUACAGGCCUAAGCAUGGGGGGUGGGGGGGGUCAGGAAAAGAUUUUUGGGGAAAGAAAGAAAGGCCAGGAGAUUAGAGAAGCAAAGCUUGUAUGGUGAUGUGAAUGUGCUUACCCUGGGUGUUUUAUAUAAAAAUCCCAGAAAUAUAUUUGUCUGUGACCUGAAACUGCUCUGGUAGUGACAGAGAUCUAGAUCUGUAACCACGUUUAGGGCAUAACCAUCACGUUUACAAUUAUACCUUUGAGAAAGAAAUAUGAUGUGAUAAACUAAACUUUCGAUUCCUUAUUAAGAUUGAUUGAAGAACAUGGAUUGGAUAUUUCAUUAUUAGUAUUGUUGAUAUCCACACAGAUAGACUUUACUCCAAUGAUCAAGCUAUUUUGUUCAUUAGGCAUUGUUAGAGAUCAACUUGUGAGAUGUCCAGCUUGUUAAAAUUUAUUUCAUGGAAAGAAAAGAUAUUACUUCAUUGUUUGUUUGUUGUUCUUUUAUUGAUGUGGAAUUAUACAUAUUAGCAGAUACUGAUUUAUUUACAAACUACUUGUUAGAAAAAUGGAGACAUCAAUAUGCAAGAUUUUUAUUUAUUUUUUUAAUUAUUAUUAUUUAUUGAAACAUACCCUAAUGUGGAUUUGUAAUAUCCUUGGCAUGGCUUAGUGUAGAUAGUGACUGGGAAAAUGCCACAAAUAAUAUCUUCUAAAAAAUGACACAUAAUUGAAUUCCCUGUUCAGUGUCCUCAAAAACAAUAAAAAGAUCCAAUUUAUUUUUUAUGCCAAACUUGAAAUGUUUUCCCAAACGUUUCUUUGAAUUGUAGCUCCCAAUCCACAAGAAACUGUAAGAAUGUACCCAGAUGUUUAAGUAAUUAGCCUCACUUACAAUAUGAAAUGUACCUCUGAAGGAUAUAGCUGUAAAUAUAUUUUCGCAUGGGCGAAAGUCAUUGAAAUUCAUCCAAAAAAACUCUCUGGCAAACCCGAAUCGCUAGAAACUGUAUCUUUGGGGACAAAAUUUUCAAUGUGCACAAGUGUAAUGAAAAAGUCGGUUUUAGGUUAUGAGAAUAUUUUUCUAUUUAUUGAAGUUCUUAAUACAAACAUUUUGGUCCACUUCUUGAAUGUAUAGGAUUAACAGAACAUGUGUCUUAGAAUAGUCUUAAAUCCAAUGCUGUUAUGUAUAUACUUUCUCCCGCCUCCAAUCUACAGACAUUGGUCACACUCUCUAGAUCAAUUUGCUCAUAUCUUUUGUCAUUUAGAUCAGUAACAUAUCCUUAUAAUCUCUUCUUUCCUGAUCACUCUUCCAAUGAUCUAUGCUUAAUACUGCACGGAAUAUCCUGUGUCUCUGUGGUUAUUCCUCCAUAAUCUCCUCUUACUCCCACAUUCAGAUAAUAUUCAUUAUGGCAUUUAAAAAAAUACCAGAGUUAUGUUUUCACCCCUAAUAAAAUAAGUCCCAUGAUGCCAAUGCUCCACAUUCAAUUUAAUCACAAAGCAUUUCACGCACUAGAAGGUCUCGCGAUAUGAUACAAUUCUUCAAAGCUUAAAAAUUAUCAUCUUAACAGUCAAAAUUGUGGAAAAGCCUCUUCAGGAGUUCCAACUUCUGAUAAUGGUGGCUCAAUGCCCCUGAUAUCUAUAAAUAUGAAAGUCACAGAACAAGGUAUGGAGGAGAAAGAAUACCCAGGAGAUCUAUCUUAUUCCAUUAUCUAUGCAUUUAAAGUUCAGUCUAUGAAAAGGCCUUUCUUAAGGUCUGUUAUUGCCUGUUUUAUGUGGUGGUCAUUCUUUCAUUAAAAAACUGUUCAAGUCUGUAAAGUAACACUUUAGCCAUUCUGGAAAAUCUUUACUUCCAGAUUCAUGGAGAUCUGUCAGCCACAUUGUGAUGUGAGAUACUAUACCUUCUUUUGGCUGUUUUUUAAAUAAUCCACCCAUAUCUAGCUCAUCUGACUUGGCUUUUAGUGAUGUCCUGAACGGUUCGCCACGAACGGUUCGCCACGGACUCAUCAUUGAGUAAACUUUGACCCUGUACCUCACAGUCAGCAGACACAUUCCAGCCAAUCAGCAGCAGACCCUCCCUCCCAGACUCUCCCACCUCCUGGACAGCAUCCAUUUUGAAGCUGCAUUCUUAGUGAACCGUUCGGGACAUCACUAUUGGCUUUAUAAGACAUGUCACCUAAAAAUAUCAAAACCUCAUCAUAAAUAUCCAGGAUCCUAUUGUUUCACGUCUAGCCUUUCACCCCAUCAUUGUACCUCCUACUUGGCUUUUUUACCCACCCAUUCCAAGCUUGUGUUCUACAACAUAAAUACUUUUUGAUCACGUGAUAUUGUCUAACAUUGCAACCCUAUCAGUUGCUUUUCUUCUCCUAUUGCAACAUUUUAGACAAUCAAAAUCUCAUCAACCUUAACCACUUAGUGACUAGACUGUUUUUCAAUAUUCUUACUGUUGAGGACCAGGGCUCUUUUUAAAUUUCUGUGGUGUGUGUGUUUAGCUGUAAUUUUCGUCUUUUCCAGUCAUUUACUGUACCCACACAUAUUAUAUACCGUUUUUCUCGCUAUUAAAUGGUCUUUCUAAAGAUACCAUUAUUUUCAUCAUAUCAUAUUGUGACGAAAGCACCUUCGUCACUGGGAUUUGGAGAGGCCUACUUGCCAGCCUCUUGCACUGUGACAAUGGCCCCUGGCAUGUAUUGCCCUUUAAAAGCUUUAUUUGGGCAUAUUGGAUUUUAAAACACUUUUUCUGCCCCUUUAAAUCCAUGUGAAAAUGUGCCUCUUCCCCUCCCCCUAUUUCCUGUCCUAUUGUUUCUCCAGCAAGGCGUUGUCCCAGGGACACUACCAGACCAGUUUAAUCUGGCUGCUUUGUCCCUCAGCCCUUGCUAUUUUCUGAACCCUUCCUUGUACUAUAGGGCACUUUUAACAUUGGACAUAUUGAGCGCUCAGAUUCAAGCUAUCUGGGGACAUGUUAGACAUAUAGGUUAAACAUUGUAUUAUAUGAGUUAUGUAUUUUUAUGUAGUUUUUGUAACAGUUUCUGGACUUAGAGAUAUUUCCUGUAUCUGGAGAUAAUUAAGUUACCACAGCCACUUAAGCCAAUUAUCUCCAGGAUAGAGGAGAAGAUAGACUGGCCGCACAGCCUAAAUUUGUGGAACUGUUUUGGGCAUGAAAGCCAUGCUUGCGGUCGGUCAAAUGUGACUUUCAUAAAACUUUUUAACCCCUGCUCUGAUAUGGGUGAUUUUUGGAUAUGUUGUUCACCCAGAUCAGGGCUAUCCAGUGAUAUAGGAUUUAUGGGGAUAUGUUGUUGUUUUGGGGUGUUUCUGGACUUUGGGUAAAAAUUAAUAUUUUCUGCCUGUGGUAAUUGAGUUAGUCCAUUGUGUUUGGUAAUUGUAUCACAGGCAGAGGGGAGGGUUUGUGUACAUUAGCUGGGAGUGUUUAACUGUACAAUACUGUGUUGAUUGGUUUGUGUCCUGUGCUCCACAAGGCAACCUUGUGGGGAAAAUGUGUAUAAAAUAAAUGACUUUGUGCUCAUUAAACAGACUUAUUCUACCUUUCAUGAAGUUUCGGCUCAUGUUUGGGGGAUUGGAGAACUACCUACACUCUAGGGAUUGCUAUAAUCACUAUACUCCCCAGAGUAAGCUAUUGUAAGAGCUUGUUCUUGUUCCUGUUCCUGCUCUCUAGAUUUAGGAGAGGUCUGCCUACUGUAAGCUGGUCCCUGUUCUUGGGCCCAGAGUAGGAGGAAGACGGUGAGACCCCAACCAAGCUGCGCUGGUUCAUGGGGUCUGCGGUGGUUAUGGUGUCUAGUGGAGUGCCUGGAGCCCUCGGGAAGCACUAGGAGCAUCCGUCAACAGAAGGUUCCCAGUUGGGGUGCCAGGCAAUCCGUUACAUAUAUAAUUUACUAUAUUUUUUAUAUAAAAUAUGAUGAAAUUUUUUUUUUUUAAAACACACCUUUUCGAACUUUGACCCCCAAAAUCUGUUACGCGUCUAUAACCACCAAAAAACACCCAUGCUAAAUAGUUUCUAAAUUUUGUCCUGAGUUUUGAAAUGCCCAAUGUUAACAUGUUCUUAGUUUUUUUGGAAAGUUAUAGGGCUAUAAGUACAAGUAGCACUUUGCUAUUGCCAAAGUUACAUUGUAACACUGAUAUCUGUCACGAAUCCCUGAAUAACCCUUCAUAUGUAUAUAUUUUUUUUAAAAGACAACCUAAGAUAUUAAUCUUGGGGUAUUUUGACUCUUUUCAUGCAACCAUUUUACCAUCAAUCUAUGCGAAAUUUAAAAAAAAUAAUAAGUGAUUUUAUUUUUACACACAUAGCAAUUUAAGAACACAUAUACUGAGAACUUUAAGGGUUACUGCCAAGGAACACCACAAUAUGUGCUCAGCAACAUCUCCUGAGUACAGUGAUACCACCUAUGUAUAGGUGUGUAGGGUUCUCUGGGGGCUAAAAUACCUUUUUCGGAAGGUGCGCAUUCCAGUUUUCCAACUUGGAAUUUUCACAGCUGGUCAUCAUGUACCCAUGUCUUAUUUGGGACAUUUUUGAAGCCGGCCAAUGUAAUUUACCCCCACCAAACCAUAUAUUUUUGAAAAGUAGACAACCCAGGGAAUUCAAUUUGGGGUAUGUCCAGUCUUUUUUACUAGCCACUUAGUCACAAACACUGGCCAAAGUUAGCAUUUAUAUUUGUUUGUGUGUUAAAAAUGCAAAAAACAAUUAUGAACGCUUACUUUGGCCAGUUAGACUGAACAUACCCCAUUUGCAAUACCUUGGGUUGUCUUCUUUUGCAAAUGGUAUGCCACCAUGGGGGUAAUUCUCAUUCCUGGGUUAACAAGCGCUCUCAAAGGUACAUAAACAAUCUGGCAGAUUUCUAUGUGAAAAAACGGCCUUAUAUUUGUCCCUGUAACUUUCAAAAACACUAUACAACCUGUACAUGUGGGGUACUGUUAUACGGAAAUAUUAAUGUUUCAAAACAGUAAAACGUAUUACAACAAUGAUAUCAUCAGUGAAAAUGACGUUGUGUGUGAAAAAUGCAAAAAAUUUACUUUCUCUGACAAUAUCAUUGAUGUGAUAUGUUUUACUAUUUUGAAACACUAAUACUUGUGUUCAGCGAAGUCUACUGAGUAAAACAGUACCCCCUAUGUACAGGUUUUUUCUUGAAAAGUUACAAUGUUAAAUAUAGUGCUAGCAAAUUAAAUUAUCUGGACUUUCAGCUUGGGUUGUCAGGCAGGUUCCCCAAAUUGCAAUCAAUAGAAUUACUUAAUUAUGUAAAAAUAUUACAUAAAUAUGCACGUAGAAUUAAAAAAUAUAUACAUAUUUAUAUAUUUGAAGUCUAAGUGUAUAUUUAUGAAAUUAUUUAUGUGAUUAUGUAUAUGGACAUAUGUAUAUUUUGUAUUAUUUUUAUAUAUACAUAGAUAUAUAUACAUGUAUAGAGAAAUUAAUAUCAAAAUACAGUUAAAAUAAAAUUAUAUAUAUUUUUUUUUAUUAUUUUUACAUUGGAACUAAUGUAGAGAGUGCCCUGGUGCAAAUAUGUUUUCUUGGCCCCCCUCUAGUGCAAGUGUGGCCAAAAGGUAGAUCUCCAUCUGUCGGAGAACUUCAACAAUGCUAUACCAGAUGGGGAGCUACCAUUUUCUUAUCAUUGCAGGGUUAUAUUUGUGAGCAGUGUUUGAGCGUUUGAAUGUAAGCAUGUUUUUGUAUUAAGUAUAUGUGUUCCAAAGAUCAUUGUGACAGUUUUGUCAGUGUUUAGGAAGAGGUUUUUUUUUUGCGAUCCACUUUUCUACCUCUGUAAACUGGUCUUCGAGCACAGCCUCAAGCUGCGGUAGAUUCAAUUUGCUUGCAUAGAUUACUGUGUCGUCUGCGUACAUUUGAGGAUUUGCAGACAUUAGGCAGAUCAUUUAUAAAUAAUGUAAAUAGCAGGGGGCCUUGGGGAACACCACACGUGACUGGGAGAGAUAGGGAGUCGCUGUCAGAAAUGGACACAUAUUGUGAGCGAUCCGAUGAUCUAAACCAGGUUAGUGGACAAUCACCAAUACCUGAGUUUUUGAGUUUGUGCAGUAGAAUGUCGUGGUCUACUGCAUCAAAGGCCUUUGCAAAAUCAAGAAAAAUAGCUCCAGUUAGGUCUCCUUCUCCAUGCCAGUUUGAGCUUAGCUCAUAGAGUGAAACGUGUUUAGCUGAAUUUUGGAUUUUACAUUUGGAAUUUUUUUUUAUUUUUUUUAAAUUCUUUAUUUUUCAAGUUUAGGUGAGGUAAAGGGUACAGAAUAAAGAUAGGGGUAGGGUAGCAGUGAUAUCCAAUACUUUUGCAGUUUCGUGUCAUUUCAUUGGUAUCAGUACGGUUUAUUGCGAAACCUCCUGUCAGUCUUCUAGGUUGAGUAGUUCAGUUUUUGUAUGUCUCAGGUAAAGGUUGAUACUUGGUCAUGGGUCUUGUCAUCUUCGCCUCUGAGGGCGUGUUUGACUCUUCCUGUGUUGUGUCUGUCAGGUUUGUGUCUCUUUCGGUUGUAUAUGGGUCUGGGGUUUGGUCUGCUGUGUUUGUUUUGUGUGCGGGUGAGGUAAUUGAGGGAGUUAGGUGGUCUCGACCCAUGGGUGGUCGUCUCAUUUAAGCUGUGGGUGUAGAGGCUUUCCAGUGUGGUGAAAUUCGGGUCUAUACUUAGUGCCUGAGGUUGUUCUCUAUAUUUAUUUCUGCUACUCGUGUUCGUGGUGUACGAGGUGUGGUAUUUUGUUUGUGUGCUGGGUGGGUUCCCUAGUCUUAUGAUUAUGCUUUUAUUUGUGUGGUUGGUGUGGGGGGGUAUGUGUAGGGUUCAGGGGGUUAGGGGGAAAUAUGUGGGGUCCUAGUUUGCUAUCAGUAGGGGGGUCUGUUUAGGGGGGGGGAAUCGCGUCUUGUUCCCGGGUCCUCCGUUUAUGCCAGUAGGUGGUGUUGGAUCCAUGGGUCCCAUAUCUUGUGAAAGUUUUGUGUUGUAUCGUGUAGUAGGGCUGACAGUUUGUCCAUUUCCAUUGUUUCUUGUGUUUUGUUGAUCAUAGUGGUUAGUUGGGGUGUAUUCUGAUUGCCCCAUUGUUCUGCUAUCGUCCGUCUGCUGGCUAACGCUAGUCUGGCCACCAGUUUAUUCUGCGCACUGGUGAGGGGGGGGUGAGGUUUAGAGAGCAGCCAUAUCCAGGGGUCUCUUGGUAUGUCUGUUUCUAAUAUGUCGGACGCGUGCGUGACCACUCUUUCCCAUAUUUGUAAGACCUGGGGACAUUCCCACCAGAGGUGGAUGUAUGUGCCCUUCUAUGUGCAGGCUUUCCAGCAUGUAUCUGUGGCGGCGAGGCCCAUUUGUUUCAGCCUGAGUGGCGUGAGGUACCAUCUGAGUAGGGUUUUAUAGGCUUGCUCUUCAUGGUUAGCGCAUAUGGUAAGCGAAGCCGUGGCUUCCCAUAUGUCUGCCCAAUCUGAGGGGUCUGCAGGGGGGCCUAUAUCUCUUUCCCAGGCCUUGGUGUAGAUGAGGGCGUUGUCUGGGGAGUGUGAGUUUAAGAGUGAGUAUUUUUUGUGAUUUGUCCUUUCUGCAUGGGUGCGUGGAGGCAUGUUUUUUCGAAUUGCGUUGGUUUGGUAGUUGCGGCUGCUCUAUUUUGUGGUUCAUUGAGAAAGCUACAAAUCUGUAUGUAGCGAAAGUGGUCGAAUGUGGUCAGGGGUGUCUGUUUGGGGAGGUCCUGGAAGGGGCAGAGUUGUUGGUCUUGGAAAAAGUGGAGGAAUCGGAACAGUCCGUUGUCCUCAAAUCGUGAGAAGUCUUUGGGAGUUAGGCCUGGGGGAAAUUGCUUAUUUCUUAGAAUAGGUGUGAGGGGUGAUGGUGUGUUUAUUAUGGGAUGUUUUGAUGUGAUGUCGUCCCAUAUGAGAAAAGAUGUGGUUAGUGUAGGAGUAGUUUGUGGGGUGGGUGGUCUAUCUUUCUUGGGUAGCCAAAAAAGCAGUGAUGGGUGGUCUCGUCCCAGGAGGUCAUGCUCUAGGUCUACCCAGAGUUUGAGUCCCGGUGGUGCGUGUAGCUGUUGUAUUUGGGCCAAUUGGGCCAAUUGGGCCGCUUGGUAGUAGUGGUAGAAGUUCGGGAGACCCAGGCCUCCUGUUUUUGUGGUUUUGUACAUUGUGGAUCUUUUUAUGCGCGGUCUCCUGUUUGACCAUAUAAAUCUGUCUAUAUGUAUUUGGAGUGUUUUAAAGUCGUGUUUGGAAAUAGGUAUUGGUAGUGUUUGGAAGAGAUAGAGAAAUCGGGGGAGGAGAUUCAUUUGUAUUGAGGCUAUGCGCCCUAUCCAUGAUAUGGACAUAGGUCCCCAUUUUUGCAGGUCCAGUUGUGCUUGGCGGGGAAGUGGUGUGUAGUUCAGGGCAUAUAUUGUGUUCAGGUCUGCCGGAAGAUUUGUUCCUAGGUAGCGUAUAUUGCUUAGGUUGUAUUUAAAUGGGUGGGAUAGUUGUAGUUGUUCCAGAGUGUAUUGUGGUAUUGCUAUUGGGAGGGCCUCUGUUUUCUUUAGGUUGAGUUUAUAUCCCGAGAGGGUUGCGUAUUGUUGGAGAAGUGUUAGUAGGGGUGGUAAAGAGUGGGUGGGGUCCGAAAGUGUGAGGAGGAUGUCGUCAGCAUAGGCCGCUAUUUUGUAUUCUUGACCUUAUCUUAAUGCCCUGUAUCGUCUGUUCGUUUCAUAUGUUUUGAAGGAGAGGUUCAAGCGAGAGGGCGAAUAAGAGUGGGGAGAGUGGGCAGCCUUGUCUUGUCCCGUUUUUUAUUACAAAUUCUGGGUAUUUGGUGUUGGGGAUGAGAAGUGAGGCCAUGGGUUGGUCAUAGAGGGCUCUUAGGGCGUCUAGGAAGGGAGUCGGGAAUUUGAAUUUCUGGAGGGUGGCAAACAGGAAUGGCCAGAGUAAUCAGUCGAAUGCUUUUUCGGCAUCCAUUGAUAGGAGGAGGGUUGGGGUCUGUCUUCUGCGUGCCACGCAAAUAAGGUCGAGUGCUCGUCUCGUGUUGUCUGCUGCCUGUCUUGUGGGGAUGAAGCCCACCUGGUCAGGGUGUAUUAAUUUCGGUAGGAGUAGUUGGAUCCGGUUGGCUAGGGUUUUAGUGAUUAUUUUGGUGUCUACAUUAAGUAGAGAGAUGGGUCUAAAGUGGCCUGGGUCUAGGUGCGUUUUGUCCGGUUUUGGGAUGAGGCAGAUGUUUGUUCUGAGCAUUUCCUUUGGGAGUGGGUUUCCUUGGAGGAGUGAGUUCCCUAGUGCUGUGAGGUAUGGUAUUAGUGUGGUAUUGCGUAUGUCUUAUAGUAGAGGCUUGUGAAUCCAUCUGGUCCUGGGCUUUUGUUGGGUUUAAUAGUUUUUAGUGUGUUUGCUAUUUCCUCUGUUGUGAUAGGGGCAGAUAAUUUUUCUAUCGCCGUGUUCGUUAGUGAUGGGAGAGGGGUGUUCCGGAGGUAUGUCUCGAUGUCGUGUGUUAGGGUUGGCGAUGGAUCAGGAUUGUGAUUAUAAAGUGUUGUGAAGUAUUGGGAGAAAAUCCUCGCUAUGCGAUCCGGACUUUCGUGUGUGUUUCCUCCCGGGGAGUUUAUUUUGGUGAUGCGUUUAUUGUGUGUUUUUUGGCGUAGUUUGCGGGCUAAGAGGGUGUCUGCCUUAUUUGAUUUCUCGUAGAAGAGCUGUUUGCUCCAUUGGAGGGCUCUUUGUGAGUCUUUGGCCAUGUAGGAUUUAAUGGCUUGUUGGUGAGUUUUGAUCUGUGUUAAAAUUGGUGGGGUUGGGUUUUGUUUGUGUUGAGUCUCUAGGGUCCUUAGCGAGAGGAGGUGGUCUUUCAGUUCCUUUAAUUUUUGUUUUUUGUGUUUCGUGGCUUCAGCUAUCAAUUUCCCUUUUAUGGUCGCUUUGUGAGCUACCCAUAAUGUGCCUGUAGAUUCUACUGAGUCCUUGUUUAAUUGGAAGUACUCUGUGAGCGUCGUUUGAAUGGAUGCCCUUAUUUCGGGGGUAUGUAAGAGUGUUGGGUUUAGUCGCCAUGACCAUGUUCUAGCUGUUUGUGGGAUUGAGAGUGUUAGGGAUAUCUCUGCGUGGUCGGACCACGUGAUCGUACCUAUAGUUGUUGUAAUGUCUUGGGUUAGGAGGGAAGGGGAUAUCAGGAACAUAUCAAUCCUAGAGUAGAAGAGAUGAGGGUGGGAGUAAAAAGUGAAGUCAAGGAUUGUGGGGUUUUGCAUUCUCCAUGUCUUGGAGACCUGAGUGGAGUACAAAGUUCGAGAGUAGUUUGUCUAUUCUGGCCACUGGGGCUGUUUUGCCAGUGCAUGUGGUUUGUCGUUGUCGGUCUGUUUGGGGGUUGAUGACCGCGUUAAAGUCUCCCCCUGUGAUCACGUGGUGGGAGGGGAACAGUUGAGGUGGGCUUGGAUGGCUGUCCAGAAGGAUGGGUCUGGGUUGUUGGGGGCAUAUAUCGUGGUGAUCGUGUAUUUGUGAGUGCCUUGCUGUCUUGUUAUAGUGAGGAAUCUACCUUGAGGGUCAGCUGUGGCAUGUGUUCUGGACGAGUAUCGCUACUCCGUUAUGUUUUGGAAAUAUUUUAUUCAGACUUUUUUUAUUUUAUAGAAGAAGUACUAAUUCUGUUUUAAUUUAUCACUAAUAAAUUAUUUUUAAUAUUUUACACUUAUUAGUCCUACAAGUACUUUCUAGCCAUCAGGAACCACAUUUGGGGAGUGCUAUCCCAAUAAAAGCAGCACACUGUCAAUCAACCUCAGAGCCAGGAAUCCAGGGCUCUGUUAAAGGUGAGCAUAACCAUUACCACCAAUACUAUAUUUACGUCUUCAUACAGUACUACUCAGCUGGUUUGUCUCUUUCUUGUUCUAUAUUCCUGGAGGAAUAUCAUUCGGGACAAGGGGUGUGUUGCUGCCCAAAAAGCAAAAAGGAUUUAUUUACGGAGCCAAUACCAUAUAGGCUCCAGUCCAUGUGAGUGGUUUAAUCAUUUUCUACUAUCACUCAUUUCCAUUUGAAAACCAUCUGCACUAUAUAUUGUUUUCCUUUUAUUUCCCUUUGUAUGCAUACUCAAGUGUAUACUUCCAGGUUGUUACUGUAUUGAAGGCGUGAGUGUACCCCUUUAUUAUCCAUAUUGUAAUAGCGCUCCACUUGUUAGUAUAUAGCCUAUACCAUUUUCUUUUAUAUCUGUAUUGUAUUGUGGAUAAAGGGUAUUCCACUUUUUGUGUUGAGCUGCUUCCACUGCUUAGGCACUUUAGAGUAUCACUCACUAUCCCUGGUAAGAGAUAGCUGUUUCUUGCAUUCAAUUUUUAUUGUAGCUCAACCUCCAUAAAUAAAGCGAACACCCUUACCCACAUGCUACCACCAUGCUACCAUCUACUUAAGCAUUGACGUAAGCAAUGCUUACCCCUUACCACCUCCCCUUCAGAGCGGCACUCCACCACACACACGAAGACCACUAGUCCUUAUAAAUCUUUAUCGGACCUAAGCCAACUAUGACUCAUGUGUACAACAUACAUAUCUCAUAAGCCGUGCUGUUCAUCUACACGUCAUAAUGUUUUAUCCAUGCAUCUGUACUGAGAGUUCCACCAAUGACAUUGUUUGUCAAUUCUUCUUUUCUCCGCACAAAAACAUAAAGAGUUUAAAUUAACUAUUAACGCCAUGCUGAAAACAAGGUAGAUAUGCCAGCCUAACAGAUGUUAACAUAGCCUUACAUUCUCCUUAACAAAAAAUGUGCAGCUCGCUCAGUGCCCAGUACAAUCUAUUGAUGUUAUAUAAAUGCGUGCUGUUGUGGCACAUUGUAUAUGCUUGUUAUUCUUUUGCACAAGAAAAAUAAAGAAUUUUUUUUUUAAAACAACCACCACCACCUUAUGGGGCCACACAUUACUUCUUCAUGGUGGAUAUUAGGUAUAAUGAAGAAAUAGAAACAAUGGCUGACUAAUAGACUACUAACUGUGUAUGUCAGGUAACACUGAUGAAGACACAUUUUAGUCCAAGCUUAGUUCAACUCUUGUGUCUGUUACUAAUUUACAUUGCUAUUUCCCAGUAUUCCUUUAUUAAAAUGGUUCCAAAUAGGAAAACCUCCCAGCUAUUACAGAAUGUCAUCUCCCAUGAUGCUUUGCCAGUUGUAAGGCUGCAUGCCUCCCAAGUGUCCCUAUUUAGGAGGGACAGUCCAUAUUUUGGGACCAAUCGCUCUGUCCUUCUUUUCUACCCUAGUGUCACUCCAUAUUGUUGUUGUGUCUGAGUGUAUACCAUUGUUUCAUCACAAUAAAACUCCCAGCAAUGUGUCUUUAAACUACAAUAAACAUGUUAAAAUACAUUAUUUUUGUUCUUCAUAGCAUUUUAAGUGCGUACAUUGUAGUUAGUAAGUUACCUACAAUUUCCCAACAUUUCAAAUGGCAAAAUUAUAGACACCUCAAAAGUUAGUGUUUGGAUAUUUCCAUUUGAAAUGUUUGGUGGUGCGAGGCUGGCAAAACAUAAUAGAGGACUUGAGAUAGAACAAGGAAUACCUCUUGGUUUUAUUGUUAUACAAGUCCACAUUUUUGCCACAUGCUUGUAUGCAGCAAGAUUCCAUUAGUCCUUAGAUUAGUAAAAAUAAGUGUUUUGUUACAUUUGCAAAAACACACAAACUUUUCAAGAUUAUUUACUAACUCUCAACGGUAGCAAUUAAAAGUUUGAAUGGCUAAACUGAGACUAAAAUAGCCACGCUGUGACUAUAGCAGAGUUGGAGAGAUUUUUCAGAUGCCCUCAAUUUGGAGUUUGGUAAAUACCCUGCAAAUGUUUCACAAUUGUUUGUUUGAAUUAAUGUGAUUGAAAUUAGUGUUUGCAGUUUUUUUGUUUUUUUUUGCACUUUUCUUUCUUUCUAAUUAUUAAAAACAAAUAUAAAAGACAAAAAACAUUUCGGAUUGCCAUCUCCUGGUAAUGCUGAGCUGUGGCUUGAACACAACGUAAAAAGGUUGUCUAGGAAUUAAAUGUAAAGAACGGUGUCCUUGAGUGAGCCACUGACUCCCUCUUGCCAUAUGUUGCUUAAUGAUCCCAGAAAUACAUUUUACAUGCAUCUCCCUUUAAACUACUGUGACAAUAAACACUUUGAUGGAAACCUGUCACACGCUUCAUUUAUUCUAUUUUUUUCCUUUUAAACUUUUUUCUUUACACAAGAAACCACUGUCGCGGUGAUUUUUUGUGAUGAAAUAGGCAAACGGAGUAAUUAAAACCAAAAACAAAACCCUAAUUAUCUGGGACACAUUUUCCAGUAGACUGGCUAUCUUGAGAAUUGUACUUCAGUUAAUCGUCAGAUCUACAUGACCCCGAUUUAAAACAACCGUGAACUGCUUAUAGUCAAGAGAGCUGAAUGCAACUAAUAGCGUUUUUGUUUGUGUGUUUGUUUGGCUUUUGCUUGAACUUCGUUUAAAGAGGAAGUUCCUCUUUAACCCCUUAAGGACACAUGACACGUGUGACAUGUCAUGAUUUCCUUUUAUUCCAGAAGUUUGGUCCUUAAGGGGUUGAGGGAAUUUAUAAUUUCCUAUUUCUUCUGUUAAAUAAAAGGGGCGUGUGUCUGUGGUAGAACUGAAGGAGCGCUUAAUAAAUUGCAUAUUACGCAUCCCAAUUUCCAAUUAUAUAUAUUUUCUAUUGGUCUAAAGUUAUAAAAGACUUACCUGCACACUACCCCCAAACCCUGUAUCUAUUUAAAUAUUGGAAUGUGGGAACGUGCACAUGUAACUUCUUGUUUAUAUAUUUAGGCUGAUGAAUACUAUAGCCAAUAUUACUGCCCAAACGUGAUAGGAGCUGAAGUGCAUGGGGGCUAAUGACUUUUUAUAUAAUGUUGUAAAACCUAUUUCUGCUUUGGUUUCCAGGAUGGAGCGUGAUGCAAAGUUUGCUCAAAAGAAAGCAGAGAGAGCAACUCUGAGAGUGCAUUUAAGGGAGAAAUAUAAACUUCCACAGGUAAAAACAACAACAAAAAUUUUUUUGCAUUCUCCAUUCACUUUUUGUUUCUUUCAUCUCCCAUGCACUAAUUGAAUAAAUCUUUAAACAUAUGUUAAAGGAACACUAAACAUGUAUUCCUGACCCUAUUGUGUUAAUACGACCAUUUAGGUGGCUUGCCCCCCUUAACCCCUUAAGGACACAUGACAUGUGUGACAUGUCAUGAUUCCCUUUUAUUCCAGAAGUUUGGUCCUUAAGGAGUUAAGGGGUUAAAAGGUAAGAAAACUUACCUUAUUUCCAGUCUGCCGGCACUGGCACCACCCCCGAUCUGCCUCCUUGGCUGACAUAAUCUGAAUUGAUGAUCUCAACCAAUCCAAUGCUUUCCCAUUGAAAGCAUUUGAUUGUCUGAGAUUGUCAAGGGGGUGGAGUAGGGAUGGGGCCAAAUGCUGGCUUAGCCAAUCAGCAUCUCCUCAUAGUGACGCAUUGACUCAAGGCAUCUCUAUGGGGAAGUUCAAAUGCAUCUCUAUGGGGAAACUCCAGUGUCUACAUGCAGAGGGUAGAGAUACUGAAUAUCAGUGUUGCACACUGUACAGCACUGCCCUGGAAGCACCUCAACAUGCCAUCUAAGGAUUGGCCACUGGAGGUGUCCCUAGGGAGCAAUGUAAACACAUAAUGCAUAAACGAAUAUUCCCUUCUCACCUGGGACAUAAACGAAUAUUCCUUUCUCCCACAUCAUACAAGGUGAUAUUAACAUUUACAUUGUUAAAGCGCUACAUUCUUUAUUUCAAUGUAAACACUGCCUUUUCUCUGAAAUGGCAGUGUUUACAGCAAAAAUGCUGCAGGGACUAACUAUACACACCAGAACAACUACAUUGAGCUGUAGUUGUUCUGGUGACUUUAGUGUCCCUUUAAAUCUUAUUAGUGUUUCUUAUUUAACUUAAAAGAAAGUAGAGAACUGAAAUAAAUGUUCUUCAAAGUUCUUCUAAUUUUUUAAUGAACUUUCCUUUAAAAUUGUUGUUUUUAAAAGGGUGUAUCUAUUGAGGAAUUUACUAAAUAUUAUUAUAAAAAAAUGAAUGACAUUGCAUCUAUUGUGAACGUUCCAUUUUUACAUUCUCCAAAAUAUUAACAGCUAUAUUACCAGAAUGACUUCUUUGAAAUGUAUUUAACAAGUGGGUUGACAAAAGUUAAAAAAAUAAUAAUAAUAAAUAAAUUGCAACAUUUAGGUCAAAAUAGCCGAACCAGCAUUUUAGUCAAAUAAGUGAUAUUUUUUUCCCACCAACCCGAAAUCUAAAAAUCUAAAAUAUUUCACCCCCAAAAAAGUAAAAAGGCACAAAACUGUCAGCAAACAAACUUCCAAAGUGUCAGCUGGAUGUAGUCUGCAGAAUCUAAAUAAAGUGUCUUAAUAAGAAGGGGUGAAGUUUGCGGUGGGUACAAUGGUGGGUUGUAUGCAUCAAAUUUUGUAUUGGGCUGAACCCCUAGAAGCCCUUGAAAUUAGCAAUGUUCUAUGGUAGAAGCAGUGGAAAUGGAGGGGUCCUCAUAAUUCCAAGUAAGGACGUGCCCUUUAUACCGAUUACUUAUCCAGUAAAUGUUGCUCAAUAUGAACUGGCUACAUACUGUUUUAAGAUUCUCUGUUUUACCCUUAUUCCAUUGCAGAACAUUAGUAUUACCGUGACUUGAGAUGUUAUUAUGCUGAUUAAAUGACCCCGUCACUUCCUCUUCUGUUUUGACAUCUCCAUCCUCAAUCUGAGUUAAAGGACCACUAUAGGCACCCAGACCACUUCAACUUAAUGAAGUGGUCUGGGUGCCAGGCCCAGCUAGGUUUAACCCUUUUUUCUAUAAACAUAGCAGUUUCAGAGAAACUGCUAUGUUUAUAAUAGGGUUAAUCCAGCCUCUAGUGGCUGUCUCAUUGACACCCGCUAGAGGGCUUCCGCGCUUCUCACUGUGAUUUUCACAGUGAGAAGACGCCAGCGUCCAUAGGAAAGCAUUAAGAAUGCUUUCCUAUGGACUGGCUGAAUGCGCGCGCGGCUCCUGCCGCACAUGCGCAUUCAGCCGAGGAGGAGGAGAGUCCCCUGUCCGGCGCUGGAGAAAGAGGUAAGUUUAACCCCUUCCUCCACCCAGAGCCCCUUCCUCCACCCAGAGCCCGGCGGGAGGGGGUCCCUAUAAACGAGUAUGUUUUCCUAGCACUAUAGUGGUCCUUUAAAUGAUAUGUUGCUGUGCUAAUAUGAGGUGUUAAACCAUAGGAUUUCAAUGUGCAUUGUGCUGAUUCAGAAGGCACAGCAAUGUGGGAGUGCUUUGCUCUUACGUAAUCCAUAUAUGUAUCAUAAGGCUUGUCCUUCAUUUAAGUGUGUCUACUCUAGAGGUAUAAAGAAGAUAUUUAUCUGCAGUAGAAUGUAUCUAACACAAAUCCUGAAGUUAAAAAGAGAUCUGUAACAAUUUACAAAACCAAAUUGCAAUUAGAGCACUUAGGACAGCGUAGUAUAGUUGACUCCAUUUAACAAAGUAUACAUUUUUUGUGGAGGGCAAGUUUAUCAGGUUACCUCUGAUCCUGUCUCAGACAUCCACCACUAUCCAAGGUCCUCGCACGCAUCUGUGCCACCUUUAUAUGUCCAUGCUGUGAGUACACAAAAGUUGGACCCAUCUCACUUUAUCAUGUUUUCUAUAAUGAUUCAGCUAUUGCCAAGUCCAUACAUAUUUAUGCCAGUGAAACAAUCACAGCUUGCUUGAUCAUGCUUUCUUCUGCUGUGAUUACGGUUGUGGUGUGUUCUCAUAUCCCUGAUCAUGACUUUCUAAAUUAUUCUCCUGUGCUCUGCUGGGGCUUUUCCAUGUUUGUCACUAUGCUAACCAAUUGUUACUUUCAUUUUGACCUGUCCAUAGCCUUGCUCAGUUUCACUUGUCAGAACGUGUAUUUUUCUCCUUUAGAGAUACAUUUCAUGACAUAAAGAAUGCUAAAGUCCGGUAAUAAUCAUUGUUGAUCCCCUUACACUUUAGUUCAAUAUUCAUUUAUUUGCAUACCCUCUAUUUCACAUAGUUCCUACACUGGCAUAGGAACCAUAAACAAAAUGACAGAAAAGAGGGAAUGAUUCCAUUUUAAAAGAACAUUGACCAGCUGAAUGAUUGAUGGGACAGUAGAUGGGUGAUGGUGAAUGUCACUGUCCUCAUCCAGAGAAGAGGAUUUUCACCCAAGUCCCAGGAAUGAUCUCUCAGACUUAAAACCUAAAAGUAGAAUGUGGAGAGAAUGCAAAUAUGAUUUUAUGAUAAAAUCAUUAGUUUUUUUUCACCCUUUUUUUCUUUUUCAACAUAUUCAGAGUUUGUCCAUCAAAUUACAUGGAAACUCUAACAUUCAAAUAAACAUAUUUAAAAAGUUUGAGCUUGCUACAUAUGACAUUCAAUUAUUGCCCCCAAACCCUCCCCCCCCAAAGAACUUAAUGACACUAUAGUCACCCCAACCCCCUUCAUCUCAAUUAAGUGGAUUUGGUGCAGUGGUUCUGUCUAGUUAAAGGACCACUAUAGUGCCAGGAAAACAUACUCGUUUUCCUGGCACUAUAGUGCCCUGAGGGUGCCCCCACCCUCAGGGCCCCCCUCCCGCCCGGCUCUGGAAAGGGGAAAGGGGUUAAAACGUACCUUUUUCCAGCGCUGGGAGGAGAGCUCUCCUCCUCUGAUCCUCCUUCUCUCCUCCCCGUCGGCUGAAUGCGCACGCGCGGCAAGAGCUGCGCGCGCAUUCAGCCGGUCACAUAGGAAAGCAUUCAUAAUGCUUUCCUAUGAACGCUGGCGUGCUCUCACUGUGAAAAUCACAGUGAGAAGCACGCAAGCGCCUCUAGCGGCUGUCAAUGAGACAGCCGCUAGAGGAAAUAGGGGAAGGCUUAACCCAUUCAUAAACAUAGCGGUUUCUCUGAAACUGCUAUGUUUAUGAAAAAAUGGGUUAACCCUAGCUGGACCAGGCACCCAGACCACUUCAUUAAGCUGAAGUGGUCUGGGUGCCUAGAGUGGUCCUUUAACCAAUGGUCCUGUCAUGUUAACAAAUUUAAACCUCUUUAGUUUAGAAAAAAGUCACCUGAGAGGGGAUAUGAUAACAUUAUACAAAUAUAUCUGGGGCCAAUACAAACCAUUGUCUGGAAAUCUAUUCACAAACCGGACUUUACAUAGGACACGAGGUCAUGCAUUUAGACUGUAAGAAAGAAGAUUUCGUCUAAGGCAAAGAAAAGUUUUUUUUACUUUAAGAACAAUAAGGAUGUGAAAUUCUCUGCCUGAAGAAGUGGUUUUAUCUGAGUCCAUACAGAUGCUCAAACAUCAACUAGAAGCUACUUGCAAAAACAGAAUAUUCAAGGUUAUAAUUUUUCAAUGUAGGGUAAUAACUUCUUGAUCAAAGGAUAAAUUUGACUGCCAUUCUGGGGUCAAGAAGGAAUUUUUUUCCCCUAGUUUGUUGCAAAAUUGGAAGUGUGUCAAACUGUUUUUUUUCUGCCUUCUUUUGGAUCAACAGCAAAAAACAAAUGUGACGAAGGCUGAACUUGAUGGACGCAAGUCUCUUUUCAGCUAUGUAACUAUGUAAUUCAAGGUAAAACAUUGCCGUUUUGCUGUUACACUGACGGCUACUAUAGGGGCUUCCACUGCACUGACAAUGUAAAUCUCAGUUAUGUGACAUUGCCGCCCCUAUAGGAAACCAGUAAUUCAUUGCUUUUCUAUGUGGAAGAAUUGAUGCACGUACGACAUGGACAUUAGCUCCCUAAUGCUCCUCUACGAGAAGCAUUGGAUUGGAUGAUCACAAAGUAGGCCAUGUCUCAUCCAUAAUGUUAUGAGAGGUGGAGUGAUAAGAAGCAACGAAGAGCCUCAGAGCUGCAAAAAAAAAAUAUAAACUCACCUUUUGUACAGACACAUAUCUGAGAUCAUCCUGACAGAGGGUCUCUGACUGAUCUAAUGUUUCUGCACCAAGCAGUAUUCCAGCCCUAAUGUACAUGCACAGCAAUCACCUCACUAGCCUGCAAUAUUCUCCUCAUAGCCUUCACAUAGUUGACAUCAUUGUGCUGUAUCCUUGGCAACAAUCAGAUCUGCCAGGUGUUUUACUAUAACCUGGCUCAGGUAGCACUAUAGAAUGUUCAGGUGGUGUGGGCAGCCAAAGCCUGUCGAAGUAAUAUUAUGAACUCUGCUUGGAAUGGUUAAGAACUGGGUUUACACAAAGAUUUUGGCCACAGGCUUGGACUUCACAAUAAAAUGACAUAGCUUGCAUAGUUUUUGCAUUAGGCAGAGAAUUAAGGCACAAAAUAAAUUUUAUGGUUUAUGGUUUGUGUGUGAAAAUUGGCUGGGGAGGUCUGACAUGACGGCUCUGGGAAGCAGUGUUCCUGCGAACACUAAUUGGACAAUAUAAAGGGGUGAGUCACAAUCUUUGGAUGAGAUAAUGAAGGAUUAACAGUUCCAAUUCAGCGCAGGAUGUUUUUCGUAUUUGUAAAAAAAAAAACACUGCUUCCAAGGAAAGUCUCACCGGAGUCUCACAAAAAAACCAAACUAAUUUGGCAAAGAUUUUAGAGCACGUUCUUGUAAGUCACUUUAAGUUUUUCGAAUCGGACUUGCCAGUUUGCUACUAAGUCUCCUUAAAUAUUCCCACUCCUUAAAUAUUCCCAGCCUCAUGUAAAACUCUUUUGAUAGCAUUUUUCCCAUUUACCGACCAAUAUGUGCUUGGGUUAAUGGGGAGGUUGGCCUGGUUAAUCUUUUCUGAGUGAUUUAUUCUGUCUGUUCCUGGGUAGAACUCAGUCUACAUUUAGGGAUUUGCUUGGAAGGAGUAAGAAUUGAACGAUUUUGAUUUUCUUCACGCUGGACUUAAUGAAGAUCUGUUGUAUUUGAAGAAAUCUGUAUACAGAACUGACCAGAAGCUGCAAGCUAAGCUAUAUUGGUUUACUGCAUCUCAACAAAGUUAUAGAAAAUAUAGAAUAAAAUGACUAUCUUUAUGUUCCAAAAAUUCCAUGCAGGCUAGAGAAUAGACUAAGUGUAUCGUUCUAAAGAAAAAAAUUUAUGAUUUCAGAAUGCUCAAAGCCAAAAGUUAAAGAAUCUUCAUGAAUCUUUAUGAGUUUUUUUCAUAAUAUGUAGAACUGGUGGCAAGUAUGUUACUGACCACUAAUUUAAUAUAUUGGUAAAUGUGUUCAAAAUCUGGCUAUUUCAUAUUGGGAAUCAUGACAGGUUAACUCGUGAUUAGUGAUGCUGCCACUAAAUUGGAUUUCCCAUGAACAUCACACUUACUUGUGUGUGACCAUGUUCUACUACCUAUAGACUGUAACAGGGCCGUCUUUAAUAUCGAUUGGACCUUGGGCAAAGCAUUUGCUUGGGCCCCCCGGGAUCCUGUCCCCACUCCCCAGGCGUGCAAUCACGUCCUCAACCCCAACGCAGUGGCGGACCUAAAGUAGAAAGGUGCAAGAAUUUUUUUGGGCCUCCCUCUCGCACGGGUGAUUAAAAGGUAAAUGUCCAUUUGUCGUGCAACUCCAGAAAUGCAUUGACAGCUGGGGCUAUACCAUAUACCCAUGUUUGCAGGUUUGUAUUUAGCACUAAGCAGUUUUUGUGUGUUUGAAUGUUUUUGUAUGGAGUAUGUUUGUAUGUGGUGUUGGCGUGACUGCAAGCAUGUAUUUAUGUGUAGUGUGGUUUUUUUGAUUGCAGGGAUGUAUUUACAUAUAAUUUUGUUGUUUAAAAGACAUGUGUUUGUACGUAGUGUUGAAGUUUGAAUGCAGGGGUGUAUUUGUGUGUAGUGUUAGUGUGUGAAUGCUGAGAUGUAUGCACAUAUACACACACACAGAUAUACAUACUGACACACAUGUAGAUAUACAGACACAUAUACACGCUGGCACACAGAUACACAACCUGACAAAUAUGCAGACACACACAUAGAUACACCAAAACACACAAAGACAACAUACAGAUACACACACAGACUUCAUACAGAUACACACACAUAUAUACACACUAACACUAACAGAUAUACUGGCACAUAUAGAGACAGACAAACUGACAUACACACGCACACAGACAUACUGACGCACACUGACAGACAUACUGACACACAGACUGACAGACAUACUGACACACACACAUACUGACAGACAUACUGACACACACACACACACUGACAGACAUAUUGACACACACACUGUCAUACUGAUUCACAUAGACAUACUGAUACACACACACAGGCUUACUGACACACACACACACAGAUAUACUGACACAGACAUACUAAAACACACAUACUAAAACACACAUACUGACAGACAUACUGACACACACACACACACACACACAGAUAUACUGACACACACACACUGACAGACAUACCAACACACACACACAUACACAUAAACACACACACACAAAAAAAGUUUACACUUUUAAACCCACCCUUCAGUUUCCUAUCUUGGAGGCUGGCUUACCUGCUGGUGGCUGAAGGUGUUGGGAGUUGGGGUCUGGCUCUCUCGGCCAGCCCUCCUCACCUCUGCCUACUAUUCUCUCCAUUGUGUGCUCCUCUCUUUGUGGGAGGUAGUGACACGCGGCCGUCACUUGCUCCCAGCCGGCUGCUGAAAAGUACGGUGCCCUUGCUGACAGAAGCCCACCAGGUGGCCCUUAGUGAAUGGGCCACCCGGUGGGCCUCCUUAGUGUGCGGGUUACCGGCCGGGGGGGGGGAGUAAUGGUUGAGGCCAGCAGGGCCCACGGUGCAGCUGCUUUGGGCCCCCCAGGAGUAACUGGACCUGGGGCAGCUGCCCCGUUUGCCCCGCGUUAAAGACAGCCCUGGACUGUAAGCUCAUUUGAUCAUGGUACUCUUUAACCUAUUGUUCCUGUAAGUUUUUUGUAAUUGUCCUUGUUAUAGUUAAAUCCCCCCUCUUAUAAUAUUGAAAAGCCCUACGGAAUCGGUUGGCUCUAUAUAAAUGGCAGUAAUAAUAAUAAUAAUAAUACUACAUGACUCUUUUGGCUGCUAACAGCAGAUUAAUGUAUGAAUAAUGCUGUUGGCAACAAGCUGGUCUUUUAAUGAAUUUGCUUGGGACUUGUUAAAGUACAUUAUUCUAAAGUAUUUAUAGGGUCAAAUCCUAAAAAUUAAACCAGGCUUUUGACAGUAUGGAUUUAAAGGAUUACUCCACGCACCAUGAACACUUACUGAAACUCUGCACAUACUGAGAUAAGUAACAAAUUCGUGGUUACCACACCACAAAUCAGAGUGGUACGUUCUGGUGGUCACCACAAUUUGUUACUUUUAGACACAUGAUUUUAGUGUGGUAGGUUAGGAGAAACCCACAACUGAUUAGACAUUGGGGAUCACUGUAUAAACAAGAGCUGACCUGUGCCUGGGUCCCCAUGGAGCCAUGGCCCCAGGUGGCAAUUUGACUGGGGCAGCAUUUUGGCGUUGCUGACUGGGCUUCCCCUCUCUACCCGCUCUCUGCCAGCAACUUGUGCAGCAGGGCAUCAGGGGAUGGUGGCUUGCGGUCAGGAAAAUUUUGGUGCAGCUUGGGCCCAUCAGGAGGUCUUGACCCUCACACUUUAGGCCCUCCAAUGGGCAAAAUCUCUGCAAGGCCGAGCAGAAUACUGCAGCACUUUAUCUGCACAUCGGACUGGGCCCCUUUCACCUUUGCAGUUCCCCUACACGAUGGCUGAAUUGGGAGGAAGUGAUCACACUUCACUUCCUCCCAUUGCACAGAGAACCGUAAGUGGAAGCAAACGCAGGACCGAUGCACGGGAGUCCCUACCCUGGCAACCCACUCCUUUUCAUCCUUGGAUCCAGGUAACACAAUGUCUUGGGCAGGCCCUGGUAUAAAAAUAUAAUUGCAUGCCAAAUAAGUGCCAAAUUCAUGGAUUCUAUCUUAAGUGUUUGAGAUAUUUGAUGGUACUACUGGAGAUGUAACUCUACCUCUGGCAGCAUCAUCCGCCUUGUUCUAGACUGGCAAAUGUCAAUUCUGUGUACAUUCUUUGCCAUUUACUGACGCUCUCAGUCAUUGAAUGGCCAUCAGGAUCUACAUUAGGCUUCUGCAGCUCUGUCGAUCUCUAAAUACCUCUGAAACUUGACUCAAAUGUGACAUAGUAAAUGUAUGUGUUCUUCGAAUCACAAAUUAUCCCAUUUAUUAACAAAUAUAAUCAUAUUUUAUAGUAAUUCAUCUUGUCAUGUACACACAUACACCAUGUCUGAAAUUACUCUGUCUUUGACAUAUUGGGGUAAAUAAUUAAAUUUACUUGAUUGGCUAUUAAUUUAGAAUAUUCUUUUUUUUCAGAGUGAAAGGGAUGAAAAUCAGAUACAGAUGGCAGGCGAUGACGUGGACUUACCAGAGGAGCUCCAAAAAAUGGUAGCUGAAGAUCAAGACGAAGAGGAAGAAAAAAACUCAAUAUUAGGACACAUCCAAAACAUUCAAAACAUGGAUAUGGACACAAUUAAAGAAAAGGCAACAGCUACAUUCACUGAAAUGAAACAAGCAGCUGAGGAGAAGUGUCUUCUGAUGUGAUGCCCGAGGACUAAUGAAUGGAACAUUCUUGGUGGGCAUGUCUACUGUUGAUGAAUUCAUAGCAAGGAAAUUCUACAAUUUAUGUUCAUCCCCUUCCUUACAGACACAUUUUAUUCCAUCCUAUUCAUGGUGUGCGAUGACCAUUUUGAAAAUAAUUUGUGGAACUUCAGAUACAUAAGAGGAAGAAAUCUGCAAUCUAGGGUAAAAUUCUGUGGGCCCGGUGCUUAAAGAAAUAAAAGGAAGGAAUAGCACUCAGGGUCGUUACAAACAAUGAAAAAUAACGUUUAUUGAUGUGUCAACGUUUAAGUUUAAACAUGGUGUACUUGCCAACCUCUCCAAAAAUGUGUAAAGAUACCCCAAUAAUUCCAGUGUUAAACCUUUAAACAAGAGUCCUGGACAACGACAAAUUACAACUUUUGAGCAAAGGUCUAUACUUUGUACCCAAUCCAUACAUAUAUAUAUAUCCAUCCAUCCAUGGGGGUCUACUUGUACUUGCCUGAGUGCUUACUUUAGGCAAACUAUAUAGUCAAAGAGAAUUGCAAUCACAGGUCUCUGUAGGUAGUUAUAGUUCCUUUAUAACACAGCAAAAAAUCUGUUAACGUUUCAGUCGAAUGUGGGACAUUGUUCAAGAUUUCUUUUUGGUGUAUCGUAUUGCACAAUAAAGGAACUAAAACAAUCUACAGAGACCUGUGAGUACACUUUUUUGAAUAUAUAUGUGAGUGCGCUGGAUCUUGUGUAAUAUAUAUAUAUAUAUAUAUAUAUAUAUAUACAUAUAUAUACACACACACAUACAAAAAUAUAAUUUGCUGAUUGGUAAUUUAAAAAAGAUAGUUUGCUAACACAUUCUAUUUAGUUGUUUUCAUAAAGUGGAGGCUGGUGGAGUUUAAAGAUGGUACCCUCUUACUUGUUGGGUACUGCCCAUUUAGGAACAUAUGCUAAAUCCUGACCCAACGUGAAAUUAUGUCUUAUUCAGCACCAUAAACAUUAUGAUACAUGUAUGUGGAAAAAUCAACCUCUUUAUCUCCAACCCUGAUGCUGUUUACCCAAUGACAGCCCUGGAACACAGGACAAUAGGCUGGCUAGCAUCUGAUGACCUUGUGCAAAACCAAAGGGUGUCACCAGAAUUCAUGGUAGAGCAGACAGUCUUAAAGCACGUUUAAAGAGUCUACACCCAGAGAUUGUAAAUAAUGCUCCACAUUUUUGAAAUUAUUAAUUGUUUAGUCUCUCAUCAGCAUCUCCUACGAGCAAUGUAAAGGGAGGAGACUUCAGAAUUAUUGAUGGCAGACACAAUAUGUAUUUUGUUUUCAAACACACACCAGUUAUUUAUUUGGGAGUGGAAGCUGCACAUGCCUCUAUGAACCAGCCUCCACUGCUAUAUUCCCCUUUAACUUUUGGUUGCAAUAGGAUAUAUUUUUAUCCAUUUUGCUACUGUGUGCUUGUGUCUUAAUAAAAUCAUAAUAAAAUUAAAUUUGACAUACUCAUUCUGCAACACCUUGCCUGCAGCAGUACAAAAUAAGUUCUGCUGAACUGAACAAUCGAAUGAAAAAAAGCUUUACUGGCCUUUCAAGUUUAAGAAGGUGUGAAUGUAUUUGUCUCUGUUUUAACAUCUGUGGAGUAAUACAUAGAGAGAGCCGUGGAUUAAUACCUACCUAUUGAAUGCUAUUACACAUCCAUAACUCUGUAUUUUGCAUACCAUUUCCUAUAUAUAUGUAAUUAUGUAUAUACUUGGGGUUUUGUUGGGGAUUGACAAAGUUCCAAUUUAGGACAAAACAGAUAAACAGUAAGAUAGCUGAGAUUUCUUUUUUUUUCCACAUUUGUGUAUUUUGGUUUAACAUUAGUAAACCUCAUCUCAAUUCUUUCCAAUGCCAGUUUAAUGAAUAAACCUCAAAGUGAAUAAAGGUCUUCAAAUUGGUGAAAAAAAAUGAAAAUAUAGUAAGUAUGUUAAGUUAAUGUCUAAUUAUCUGACACACUAAAAGCAAGGAACAUGCUACUAUUGUUUUGCCAUUGCAAAGUAAUGAAUCUUAUCCUCUGUUCCCAACAUUAAAGGGACACUAUACGCACCCAGACCACUUCAGCUCAUUGAAGUGGUCUGUGUGCAAUGUCACUGUCCCCUUUACCCUGCAAUUGUGAUUAUUACAGUUUCUGAGAGACUGCAAUAAUUAAAUUGCAGGGUUAAGACUGCCUUUAGUGGCUGUCAAUCAGAAUACCACUAGAGGCACUUCCUGGUGGUUAGGCAACUUUUGAUCACCUAACUGUUUUUUAUAAUUUUACCCAGAUACAGACAUCAUUUUUACAUUUUGGUGGCAUUUUAGAAUUAAAAAAUGUAUUCCCUAAGAUGCCAUAUGCAAAAUAUAUUGCCAUUUUUAUUUAUUUGUGUCACACCUUCACAAAAAAUGCAAAUAUUCCUAACCAUGGCUGACAUUUUGCAAUGUAUGGGAUAAUACAGUAUUGUUUCUAAAGCCUUUUCUCUCCACGGUAUGUAUGUAAAAGAUGAAUAGGAAAAAAAAAUCCAUAUGUUCGAAUUUACAUAAUUUCUGUAGUUAACCCUGAAUAAUAAUCCAUAUCCAAGACUAUUGUUUAUUUCCACAAUUAUGCUUUAGCUAUGUAUCCAAUAUUUCAUGUAACUGGUAUGCUGUAUUUUUCUCUUCAAAUAAAGGAGUUAAAUAAAUGGUUAUUUGUUAUGAGGAAUCACAACUAUCAACGAAUGCAUGUGAAAAAACAGGAAGCAGACAUUUUUAGAAUGUGAG
This is a messenger RNA of Pelobates cultripes (western spadefoot toad), 26851 nucleotides long. The record is from the annotation of a GenBank genome assembly. Lineage: Eukaryota; Metazoa; Chordata; Amphibia; Anura; Pelobatidae.